GAUAAUGUCGUGAUAACUGCGCUGUCAAUGUAAACAAACCCAAAAGAAAGAAGAAGAGACGCCACUCAAUGUACAAUAAAUAUUUUCCUACAAAAAGCUUUGCAUACUGAUUGAUAGCAGGGACUGUUAUUAGUCAAAAAUGGGUGGGUUCUUCUCCAGUCUUUUUUCUGGCCUGUUUGGCACCAGGGAAAUGAGGAUACUGAUCCUGGGGUUGGAUGGAGCUGGGAAAACCACAAUCCUUUACAGACUUCAAGUUGGGGAGGUCGUCACCACUAUUCCCACCAUUGGUUUCAACGUGGAAACGGUGACAUACAAGAAUCUGAAGUUCCAGGUGUGGGAUCUUGGAGGGCAGACCAGUAUUAGGCCUUACUGGCGCUGCUACUACUCCAACACUGAUGCUGUUAUCUAUGUAGUGGACAGCAGUGACAGGGACAGGAUGGGAAUCUCCAAGUCUGAACUGGUGGCUAUGCUUGAGGAGGAGGAACUGAAGAAGGCUAUACUGGUGGUGUUUGCCAACAAGCAAGACAUGGAGCAGGCCAUGACUCCCACUGAGGUCGCCAAUUCCCUGGGCCUACCAGCACUCAAAGACAGAAAGUGGCAGAUCUUCAAGACCUCCGCCACCAAGGGAACAGGGUUGGAUGAAGCCAUGGAAUGGCUGGUGGAGUCUCUCAAGAGCGGACAGUAACCUCAGCCUAACACCAUGCAAAUAAAUGUGACUUCCCGCCGCAUAUUUAUGCUAAAUUCAUUGUUAGAAUCUUCGUAGGAGCAUUGUUAAAUCUCUGAUGUUUCCCAAAACCAUUGUUACUAAAGUUGCACUUGAACACGCUCAUUAUUUACCGACUGCCUCACCACUCGUAGAACAGUUAAGUGCAUCGUUAUGUUUUUGACCUUCUGUGUCAGUUUAUUUACAGAAGAUCUCUGCUAAACAUAGAAUCAAGAUGUUCAUCUCUCUGAUUAUGACUGCCGAUAACUUCAGAACAAAGUUGACUACAAAUACAAAGUUGCUAAAGUCUUUGCAAUUGUUACAAGCAAGUAAGUGAAGGAUAACAAUAUGCUUCAAAUUAAAACCGAGAACUGCAUUAAAAGAUAAAUAGGCUACAUGGGUCUAUGUAUUUCAACCUAAUUGAAAUCAAUGUCAUGUUCAAUCAAUUGAAUUCUAUUUUGCCAAUUAUUGUCUGUACCUGUAAUUUUUGCCUCAAUAUAUUUUGAUGUGUAACAACAUGUGCGCAAUGAUGUGCUCAAUGUGAUUUUGUGCAUUAUUGGGUAAGCAUUAUAAGUUGCCUCAAUAUUUGCAGCCAACCAUAGGUGGUAAUAUCUUUCUAGGAGCUGAUGCAUCAUCAGGAUUUUGGAAUAUGAUUUGAAAGGAGAAAGUUGAUUUGAGAGGAGCGCUGCUUUUGUUUCGAUCCUAUCAGUGUCAACACAUGGUCUAACAACGCUUUUAGUGAACGUUCAUUCUGCAUGUUGUUUUGAGAAACAGACGUUACAUCUUUGGCCGUUGUAAGAAUGAGGCAUCAUUAAAACACUCCUAAACCAAGUUCCAUGGCUAUCAGGAAACCGGGCCCUUAACUGAGUGGUUUGCCCUGAUGCAGGGGACAUCCUAAAGAUGGACUUUUUUUUUUAUUGCUGUCCCUGAGUCUGAUGUUUUACAUUAGCUUCCAUUUAGUUCCUCUCAAUUCCCCUUUUCUAUUCCUAGUAUAUCGAGCUAGGUGGACUCGUUUUUGAGUGUAUAGUGUGUGUGUGUGUAUAAUAUAUAUAUAUAUAUUUUUAUUUAUUUUUUUUUUUUUUUUAAGUUAUGGAUAUGUGGUUGUCUCUUUUUUUUCUUGUGUGCUCAUUAUUCCAAUACUCAUUAUUGGUCCUGAUAAGUUGGGUUAAUAGAUUUUUAAUAUUUAUUUAUGUACCUUGAUAAUGGCGUUAGUGAUAAUGUAAAUACACAAUUAUUCAUUAAAUAAAUGAACAUCGUAUUUGCAAGUGA
Messenger RNA from Oncorhynchus keta (chum salmon), 1972 nucleotides. RefSeq names its product ADP-ribosylation factor-like protein 1. The record is from RefSeq and is a predicted model, not a curated record. The transcript is spliced from 6 exons. Lineage: Eukaryota; Metazoa; Chordata; Actinopteri; Salmoniformes; Salmonidae. Gene Ontology annotation, cellular component: Golgi apparatus; cytoplasm. Gene Ontology annotation, molecular function: GTPase activity; GTP binding. The coding region runs from base 140 to 685 and encodes 181 amino acids. Gene Ontology annotation, biological process: vesicle-mediated transport; intracellular protein transport.